Messenger RNA from Candidula unifasciata, 236 nucleotides. NCBI's taxonomy places the organism in Eukaryota, Metazoa, Mollusca, Gastropoda, Stylommatophora, Geomitridae. The record is from the annotation of a GenBank genome assembly.
CUCAAAUAAUGGGAUUCCGAAGACUAGCUGACGCAGAAACGUUUUUUUAUGAGCAUUCAUCGGAAAUGUCAUAUAUCAUAGAAUUUAAGAUGAGUGAAUCUGUGGUGCUGCUUCCCAAAGUAUUGACAGUUAUUAUUCAUCCGUAUCGACGAGCAAGUCAGAUUUGGAAUACAGAUGAGGUUUACAGUUUUGAGCGCACAUCCACACCUAGAUCUGACCUACUUGACCUAGAAUUC